GCGGAGACGAACUGGGCAGUCCACGAGGGCAUCCACACGAAGAAGCGCAACCAAUUGGCCUUCGAGAAGGUCGUGCAACUGGUUGAGAUCACUGCAAAUGUGCGGUUGACAGAGUAUCGGCGGGUAGGAUGCGGUUAUGUGCUGCCAUGGCAGCGGAACGAGGGCAUGCAGGACUGCCAGGAAGGACUCGAGGUGGAGCCGGCGCGCACGGGCACACACAGGGGGAUGAUGGAGGAGAGAUUGCCCAACAGGUUGCGCUUAUUACAUGCGAUCCCAUCGGGGCUUUGGCACUGCCAUCUUCUGAUGCUGUUUUUGGUCGACGUGCCUGCAUUUUCCGUCCCUACCUCAGCGAGGAUGACUUGGAUGAGGAGCUGAUACCCGAGGCAGCAGAUGACCCUGCACUCUACAUUCCUCACGAAAUCGAUGAGACGCACGAUGAUCCUGAGGACGAGGAGACGAGGACACAUACUGCACGACGGGCUUUGGACCGGGCGGACAGGGAGAUGCUGGGGGGAGACGAGGAUUUUUGGGGCCCUUUCGGGGAGGUGGCUUCCAUGGGUGAUGUGCGUGAUGACAGAGUCAGGGGCUUGCAUGCAGGCACGAGCCAGACAGAGGCGCGGAUGGCGUCUCCUACUCCGAUGAGGCCAGAGUCGUCCAUGCCGCCACCUCCAGCUCCGAGUCCUGCACCAUCAUCGCCUGUCUCGCCACAUGAGCCGGCCACAGCAGCGGUGGACACAGAGGAAUUGGCAUCCUCCUUGCUUCAACACGGACUUCUGCAGAGACUUGUGGUGAUCCGCCGGCUGAGGUUACGAUCACCUUCCCUGGGGAUGUUGCAGGAGGAGGGGCUACCAUCAACAGCACCAGUGGUGGGGGAGGUGGCAGCAGCGGAAGGGGAAGUAGUAGCAACAGCAACAGUGGAGGGCGAGGUGGCAGCAGUGGAGGGGGAGGUGGCACCAAUGGAGGAGGAGAUAGCAGCAGCAACGGAGGAGGAAGUAGCAUCAUCAACAGCAGUGGAGGGGGAGGUGGCAGCGGCGAAGGAGGAGACAACAGCAGCAACACAGGUGCCGAAUGAAGCCAUGCAGCGUGAUGGUGCAGACAACGUUGAGGGUGGUGAGGCUGUCGAGGAGCGCCUCAUGCAACAGUUCAUCACAGAGGAACUCGAUCCGGUGUCGAGCGCAUUGGUCCCACACGGGAACCCUCCCGGCCGCGUCACGCAGGAUUUGGCAGGAUUUGUCGCGGAGAGCGUUUGCCGCUCCGGCCGAGUGCGCCAGCCGUACCUCUCACGAGCCCCUACGACAGGACAGAGUCACGUGAGGCACCGCUACGUCCACCUGCGGGAGCUGUCACCAUCCCUUAGGUGGGUGUAUCCCCGCCGAGCUACUGAACCACAUGCGAAAGCUUUUCGUAUGCAAUUGCAGAGGUGGUCCAACCGAGGGCGUUUCUCGCUCGCUGUAGCAUAGGGGGUACGCGCGGUCGAACGCCCAAAAUCCAACCCGCACGCGAAUCGACGCACUGGGGGGCUGAAGUCCCAAGCGCGACCCGGCGUCGGUCGACUAGGACACACCCUACACACCACGCGUUACGCCACAACACUC
Chara braunii is the source of this 1595-nucleotide messenger RNA. The record is from the annotation of a GenBank genome assembly. Lineage: Eukaryota; Viridiplantae; Streptophyta; Charophyceae; Charales; Characeae.